UGAGGAACUGAGUCGCUCCCCCUUUUUUCGGAAAAACAAAAAUCUGCCAAUCUCUCUCGAAAUGUUCCCGUGAAACAAAUUUAGCAAAAGCAAAGAUUUCUAGGUUUCUAGGUUUGAUCAAACAAAGAUUCAAGGCAAACCUACGAGAGAAGGGCAAGAGGGAGAGAGUAACAGUUCAUAACCCUACUGUGUUCUUUCCGAUCUCUAUAUUAUCAAACCCCAACAUCACCAAUUCACCAUCAUGAAAAACCGAGCUCAAAUUUAGAUAGAUCCGAUGCAACUCAUCGAUCUUGAUGUCCUACUUCUACGUUCUUCAGCUGCUCUCUCUUCUUGAUUUUGAGCUUUUGAGUGCUGGAAUCCAUGGAUUCACUUCAAGGAUUUGGUAGCCCUUCAGACACAAACAGUUCCUCAAGCAAUAUCAACCUCAACUCUUCUUCUUCAUCCUCAAACCCAAGCUCUCCUACAGCCACUCUCAGCCGCUAUGAAAACCAAAAGCGGAGAGACUGGAACACCUUCGGUCAGUACCUCAGAAACCACCGACCGCCACUCUCCCUGUCCCUGUGCAGCGGGGCCCACGUUCUGGAGUUCCUGAGGUACCUUGACCAGUUCGGGAAGACCAAAAUCCACACGCAAAUGUGUCCCUUCUUCGGACACCCAAACCCUCCUGCGCCCUGCCCCUGCCCUUUGCGCCAAGCCUGGGGCAGCCUUGACUCCCUCAUCGGCCGCCUCCGUGCCGCCUUUGAGGAGCACGGUGGGAAGCCAGAGGCAAACCCUUUCGGGGCUAGAGCAGUGAGGCUCUAUCUCCGUGAGGUUCGUGAUUCUCAGGCCAAAGCUAGAGGAGUCAGCUAUGACAAGAAGAAGCGUAAGAGACCACCACAGUCGGCUAGCACUAGUUCUCCUCAAGCAUUAAUGCCAACAACUCCUCCUCCAGCUCCUCCUCCUCCUAGUAGUGCAAGUUAGUAAGAAAUUAAUAAGAAGUUUGGUCAAUGGGAUCAACCUAAAUCCUCGU
Argentina anserina (silverweed cinquefoil) is the source of this 1009-nucleotide messenger RNA. RefSeq names its product protein LIGHT-DEPENDENT SHORT HYPOCOTYLS 4. The record is from RefSeq and is a predicted model, not a curated record. The transcript has a single exon. Bases 361 to 960 code for a protein of 199 amino acids. Gene Ontology annotation, cellular component: nucleus. Gene Ontology annotation, biological process: mRNA transcription; response to light stimulus. NCBI's taxonomy places the organism in Eukaryota, Viridiplantae, Streptophyta, Magnoliopsida, Rosales, Rosaceae.